Messenger RNA from Pestalotiopsis fici W106-1, 2163 nucleotides. RefSeq lists its product as uncharacterized. The transcript has a single exon. Bases 1 to 2163 code for a protein of 720 amino acids. Lineage: Eukaryota; Fungi; Ascomycota; Sordariomycetes; Amphisphaeriales; Sporocadaceae. The record is from RefSeq and is a predicted model, not a curated record.
AUGGAGUGGAACACGGCCACGCUGUUGGCACCAAGGACGGGUGGUCGUUCACGUUUCUCAAAAGCGCUGCCCAUGCCGCCUUCUCCUCCGCAUGAGACUCCUCCCGAGUCUAUUACUGCUGCUGCUGCUACUCGUACGCCUACUACUGCCACAUCUCCAGCUUUUCAGAUUCCUCGAAAACUGCCUGGACUGCCCAACAUGGCGACAACCAUGGCACUCCCGCCGAGGAAGGACUCUGUUGGAGCUCGAUUCAUCCCAAAGCCUAUAGACUCACCACUCCCGGCCCUUCCGGCUCUUCCGGACAAGGUUUCCUCUCCACUAGAGUUGCAAAAAAAGAUGCCUCCGAUACCCAGAAAGGCCGUGGCAUCACCACCUCCAGUCGGGUCUUCCUUUACCUCAUCGCCACCACUCGAACAGCUUGAGCCAGAAGCCGUUGAUCCGGUGAAGCUCAAGCGUAAGUCAUCUAUAUCGAGUCUGCUGUCGGCCUACUCAAAUACCUCGUCAGAAUCAGUACACAUGUCCUCACACCGGAGCUCAGACACAAAGGGUAGCGAGGCUUCACUUUCACCAGACCGGGACGGGCAGCGUGGGGGACAACAAAGAGACUUAUCAGCAGCAUACAAGGCGUUGUCGAGGAAUCCCUAUGAAGAACCCUCGGCUCGUGAAAAGGAAUUCAUGAUGCAUGAGCCAUUGCCGCCGCCGCCUCCCACAAAGGAAGCCAAUGCAUCUCCACGGCCGGCAGCACAGCGGACUGGAUUGCCCGCCACGCCGCGGGGUGGGAGACUACCUGCAGCCCCAGCCCCAGCAGCUGCCCCAGCAACGAUACAAAAAGAUGGCGAUGCAUUCACCUCUGCUGCACGAAAGACGCCGUCUCCACCACCUCGACGAGAAAUUUGGCGGAGGAGAGCAUCAUCGAAAUCAGAUCGAAGCAUUGCCGUAUCGGGACUCAAGCUUGCUGUGAGUCACGGCUCGACCGCAGCGACGACAAUGGCAGCUUCACAGCCGGCUCCUGCUGAGGAAGCUUCGCAGAAAGCAGCUCAACACCCAGCCAUCCUCAACCCAACUUUGGCCUUGAGUGCAAACAAUGGUCCUCAGCUGCCACCACAACCCAAUUCUGGUCUGCCAGGUCGCAACAUUAGGCCACAGGCACAGGCACAAACGCAACCACAACAGUCGGCUACCAACAAUGCAAUUGACGCUCUCGACAACGAUGACGAGAUGAAGAGACUCCGGGAACUCAAGAUGCAGGCCUUGGGCCAAAGUGCCAGCCAAGACUCUGACAAGUCCACAUCACACCUUCAGCCUUUGGACUCGCCCACUCUGAAGCCAUCCCCAGCUGGCUUUCCAACGAUUCUAGGAGCGCCUGAAAGCACCAGGACUGCAGCGGAUGACCAGCCGCCCCUGUCGCCUCCAACCAAAUCCCUGAGACGCCGCGAGGUCGGAAGGAAGCCCAGCCUGCAGAACAUCAAAGGCAGUGAAGCUGGCGCGGCCCAACAUCUCCGAGAGGCCAGAAGCGCCAUUGAUCUAAGGGCUGCCCGCGACAAGCAAGCCGAAGCUGCAAUGGAGAACUUUCCAGCACUUGAACCGCCACAUUUUCCCGGACAAUACUACGGAGGUGCUCCAUCGCCGCGAUCGCCGCGCACUCGUGGAUUGUCCAGUGCGUCAAAUGCCAGCGGGCGACGAGUCCCUAACCCUCAGCUCAUGGUGACUUCGCCAGCAACUCCACCGGCACCGAGACCGCGGGUUGAGUACAAGGAUAUGGAGUACAUUCAAAUGACCCCUCAGCAGCAGAAUGACCUUUCGGCUGCCAUUAGAAAGGCCUUUGGCCACAGCAAGGACUGGGCCAGAGUGACUCCGAACAAGGACGGCGUAUGGCCGUGCAGAGAGCUCUCGGCCGAUCAUCUCACGUGCGCCUCCGACCACAAAGGUUGGGUGAACACUCCCAACGCUCACUAUCCCAUCGCCUGUAUGCUCUGUCACGAUGGCAGCAAGGAGUCCCGACGUGUCUGCCGCAGCUGCGGAAUCCGAGUUUGUCCUGGCUGUUCCGAACUCCUGACAGGUGUCAAGAUUGAGAACCUGGACUUCAACGCCCUUGCCAGCAAGGAGAAGGAAAAGGAAGACGCCAUCGCCGGUGAUCAGGAGGGCCUGUAUAUCAGCAAGUAA